AUGCUUAAAUUUAUACUGGUAUCAACAUUAGUAGCUUAUGUAGCUGGCAGCCAGGGAUAUGGCGGUAGCAGUGGUGGUGGUGGUGGUGGAUAUGGUGGUGGACGCAGCAGUGGUGGAGGAUAUGGAGGCGGACGAAGCAAUGGUGGCGGUUAUGGCGGCGGAAAUGGUGGUAGACAUGGCGGUGGUGGUGGUGGUGAGGUAGUCCAGGCUGCCAUCCAUACUAGACACUCGAUCGACUAUAAGGACGUACCGUCGACCGGCAAUGUUAACCCCACUACCAUCGAAGUCGGUUCAUCAUCCAUUCCCCUUAACAUACUGUUCCGAUCGUCAUCAUCCAACCUGAAUGUCCAACAGGAGCAUCAGGGAGGCGGCGGCGAUACCCAACGUAGCCAAUCGGAGGACGAACCUCAUCAUCUCAUUCACGAAGUAUCCAAACCGAUCAUCCAAGAAGUCCGCGAAGUCAUUACACCCUAUCGUAAGAUCGUCCAAGAGAUACAGCCCGUCCAGGAAGAGAUCCAGACAAUUGUGGCCCGCAGUCAAAAUCAACGACACCAGCAGCAAAACAAUGGCGGUUUCAGCGGUAGCCGCGGCGGCGGUAGUGGUCACGGAAAUGGUGGUUCAUUUGGCGGUUCAUUUGGUGGCGGAUAUGGCGGCGGAUCUAGUCGUGGAUCUAGCGGUGGAUAUGGAGGCCAAUCGAAAAAUUAUUAA
Oppia nitens is the source of this 708-nucleotide messenger RNA. RefSeq names its product keratin, type I cytoskeletal 10-like. Lineage: Eukaryota; Metazoa; Arthropoda; Arachnida; Sarcoptiformes; Oppiidae. The transcript is spliced from 2 exons. The record is from RefSeq and is a predicted model, not a curated record. The coding region runs from base 1 to 708 and encodes 235 amino acids.